Molecule: messenger RNA, 5938 nt
Organism: Oncorhynchus gorbuscha (pink salmon)
Lineage: Eukaryota; Metazoa; Chordata; Actinopteri; Salmoniformes; Salmonidae
Gene: nrbp1
Product: nuclear receptor binding protein 1
Exons: 18
Coding region: 573-2168 (531 amino acids)
Biological process (GO): protein phosphorylation; endoplasmic reticulum to Golgi vesicle-mediated transport; intracellular signal transduction
Cellular component (GO): cytoplasm; endomembrane system
Molecular function (GO): ATP binding; protein kinase activity
Source: RefSeq, a predicted model, not a curated record
UUGAUUACUUUUGUAGUGAUUUGAGCCGGUGUGUGUAUGUCGCCAUUAUUUUAUCAACCGAGUAGACCUCGGUUCAUAGUAACCUAUAGCUUUAUAAUUGUGAUAUUAAAAAAAUGAUUUCAUUUCGAUUGUUUUUUUUUCUCCAACAUAGGACUUUGAUAUUUUUGCAACAACCGCAUUGCUAUAGUAUCUAGCUAGCUAACUGUUUUUCGCUAGUUUGGCUGACUGACUGACUGGCUAUCCAGCUAGGGACAAGGUUAGCAAAAAUCUAGCAUAAUCUGUCAUUUUUGUUUUAACAGCAAUUCGGCGUGUUAAGUAGUUGGUGAGAUUAGUUAACUAUCAUCUUGCCUUUUGGUUAGCUAAUAUCCUCAAGGCGGCAAAUUACGACAUUUAUAGUUUCGGUAACCGGUGGUGGCUACAUAGCUAGCUGACUAGCGGAUAUAACUAGCUACAGUAGCUUGUUAGCUAAUCGUAUUUCCACAAGAAUUUGAAAUACUUUUGUAGUUGGAGUCUACUGAUACGGAGCUGACAACAUUAAUCAAGUUUACAAGUAGGUGUCCAAGCUUGACAAGAUGUCAGAGGGAGAAGGGAAGCAGGUGUUGGACUCUAUCCAGGAGGGGAAACCAGAGUCUAUGGUUGCUUCCCCCACCGGUCAGAGUGUGUCAUCCGUGUCCCCCCCAGUGUCCACUGUGACACAGCCCCCUGCGACAGAGGACGAGGAAGAGGAGAGCGAGGACGAGUCAGAGAUUCUGGAGGAGAGCCCGUGUGGACGCUGGCAGAAACGCAGAGAGGAGGUGAACCAGCGCAAUGUCCCUGGGAUUGACAAUGCCUACCUGGCCAUGGACACAGAGGAGGGUGUGGAGGUGGUGUGGAAUGAGGUCAUGUUCUCAGAGCGAAAGAACUUCAAACUGCAGGAGGAGAAAGUCAAAGCGGUGUUUGACAACUUGAUCCAGUUGGAGCAUCUGAACAUUGUCAAGUUUCACAAAUACUGGGCUGAUGUGAAGGAAAAUAGGGCCAGGGUCAUUUUCAUCACAGAAUACAUGUCUUCAGGAAGCCUGAAGCAGUUUCUGAAAAAGACCAAGAAAAACCACAAGACAAUGAAUGAGAAGGCCUGGAAGCGCUGGUGUACACAGAUACUGUCUGCUCUCAGCUACCUGCAUUCCUGUGACCCUCCCAUCAUCCACGGCAACCUGACCUGUGACACCAUCUUCAUCCAGCAUAAUGGUCUCAUUAAGAUUGGCUCAGUGGCCCCAGACACCAUCAACAACCACGUCAAGACCUGUCGGGAGGAGCAGAAGAGCCUGCAUUUCUUUGCUCCUGAGUAUGGAGCUGUUGCAGACGUCACCACUGCAGUGGACAUUUAUUCCUUUGGAAUGUGUGCCUUAGAGAUGGCUGUACUGGAGAUCCAGAGCAACGGCGAGUCGUCGUAUGUGUCCCAAGAAGCCAUCAACAGUGCCAUUCAGUUCCUGGAGGAUCCACUGCAGAGGGAGUUCAUCCAGAAGUGUCUGGAACAGGACCCCAGCAAGCGGCCCACGGCCAAAGAGCUGCUGUUCCACCAGGCCCUGUUCGAGGUGCCCUUACUGAAGCUGCUGGCAGCGCACUGCAUCGUCAGCCACCAGCACAUGAUUCCAGAAAAUGCUCUUGAGGACAUGACGAAGAACAUGGACCUCAACCUGGUGAUCGUGGAGGUCAAGGACGGAGUUCAGAUGAAGCUUUCCCAGUUCCCUGCUCUUGAGCUGGACAAGUUCCUGGAAGAUGUGAGGAAUGGGAUCUACCCGCUGACAGCUUUUGGGGUACCUGGCCCCAAGCAGCCUGAGCAGGAAGCAGUGAAGUCCCCCAUCGUGCCCCCAUCAGUCAAAAGCCCCACUCCUGAGCCUGCAGAGAUGGAGACCAGGAAGGUCCUACAGAUGCAAUGCAACAUCGAGCCUGUUGAUGAGGGUGCCAAACAUCACCUUACGCUGUUGCUGAAACUUGAGGACAAGUUGAACAGGCACUUAAGUUGUGAUUUGUUACCAAAUGAGAAUGUGCAGGAGCUGGCUGUGGAGCUCGUUCAGCUGGGAUUCAUCAGCGAGGGCGACCAGCCACGACUCGCUUCGGUUCUGGAAGAGGCCUUCUCUAAGUUCUACAGCCGGAACGGAUUCUUGAAUCCGGUCACCGUAUCCUCAUAGCAGAGGAGCCUCACCCCCUCUGUCCUCAACCCCCCCUCCCUCCCCCUGUCCUCAUCCUCUCCUCAUCCUCUCACACAGGACUUUGUUGUCGCUCACAAAAAAAUGUGGGAAAGCUUUGCAGGGACACAGGGGAAAGCCUUGGCCUGUCCCUGUCCCACCCCUCACUAGGUGUUUUAGUAUUUUUUUGUACUUAUGCUUCUAGUAUAUUUUGUGUAGCCAUUUGCUUCUGUUUUAAAAGAAAAAAUGACUCGUUGUCACUUUAGUCAGUAUUAUGAGCUAUAUUUUGAACAUUUUUAAGGAGUUUUUACACACAACUAUCAGAAUUUUCGGUCUGUGAGCGAAAAUAUCUUCGGUCUCGCGUUCCGAUGUACUUAUGCAUGGUGCUGUGUGUGGGCGGAGUCUGGUUGUGAUUGGUCCUCUUCUCUACUUUCUCCCAGCAAACGAGGCAUCUUCCUUUGAUGUGAGUGUGAAUCGCCCCCCCAACUUCCUUUUGUAUUAUCAGAAUGAGAUGUAGCUGUAGUUAUGACGACACCUGUACCUGAGCUCAGGUGGGGAGUGGGAGAGCUGAUUGCAGUCCAAAUGUUGGGAUUAUUAAUAAGUUAUUUAUCAAUAUGGUCUAUCAUGAACUUUCAGCACGGAGCCGGUUGGUUCUUUUCGUGAAUGUUUAGUUCAUUAGGAUCCCCAGUAGUUGUUGCCCAUGCAGCAGCUACUCUUCCAGGGGUCCACAUACAAACGUUUCAAUUUGAUUUAUUCUAUGAGAAGGAACUUUGUCACUCGACUGUUUCUUACUCUUUAAAGUUUUAUUUUGCAAAUGUUAAAGUGGUCAUGCGUUCUUUUCCAAUGUAUGUUUUGGUGCCAUUUCUCAGACACAGUGAAACAGUAUUCACGUAAGGACCUCUGGUUUACACUUUAAGACUAUUGGUUUACCUCAAUAGUCACAUUCCUUAACAAAUAAAUUGACUCAUAACGUGUAGUGAAUACAUGCAUGCACUCUUUAUACCUAAAACUAAACUGGCUGCAAGUUAACAAUUAUCACUCCCUAAUUAACACUACAUUCCUAUUCAAUCAACCAUUGUAAAGGGAAGAUAUUUUUUCUUUACAGAAACUAAAGUGAGGAAUGUGGUUUGGACGAAGGCCUGUAUGAUAAACUGAGAAUAACGUAUUGUCAUAACAGACAUACAGUAUCAGUGUGGGAGUUACUGGACUGUAUCACUGAUCCUCUGAAAGCACACGUUCUGCUUGAAAUCAGAUGCAGCACAGAAUAUACUAAGAAGUCACAAACACCCACUUUCCUAGUAUCUGUCGAGUCCACUUGCUGCUAGUUUGCACUAAUGUACUGUUUUGGUUGUUUUAAUUUGUCUUUUCAAAUACAAUAACUACCACUGCUUAGGUAUGGUUUUAACCAGCAACGUAACGAUUUGGAUGUGUUAGGGGAGGGGUGUGGGUUUGGUAAGCGGGAUACAUGGGUUGGUAUUUUUCUUCUAUAGUGUAUGUCAUGCUGGACAUAAUGCUGUGUCUCGGGUAGGCAACCCUGGUCCUGGAGGGCCAGGUGUGUUGAAUAUUUACAAUCACUGAACUGAUCAAUUAGCUCUGUUGGCCAGGUGUAGUGCCGAGUUGGAACAAAAUGUCAAUGCACUCCAGGAACAGGGAAGCCUCUGCUGUAUCUGGCUCUGCAACACCUUUCUCCUUUUUUAAAUUUCACUUCCUGAAAUAAACACGACACCUAGCACUUCAAUGACGUGUUUGAUAUUUUAUGUAAUAGUGUUUUCCUUUUGAAUGUUUGUCUGCUGAAGAAUAGAUAAACUGAUGUCUUGCACAGGGUUAGGGUCAGUUCAGUCAGUAAACUGAAAUUCAAAUUUCACAUUUAUUCAUAGAAUUUGAUAUUGGAAUUUCAGUUUACUUCGCGGGAAUGUAAUUGACCCCAGCCCUGCUUGCAUACCUAUCAUAUUACCAGGUGCAUGCAGAAAAACGGUAUGCUCAAAUUAAAUAACUCCAGGUAACUGGUGAUGCGCCACUGAUGGAAUUGAUCUUAUAACCAACGUUUUUUUUCUGCAAAGCUUAUUUCAAACUUAAGAAAAAUCAGGUUCUGUGGUAACUGGUUAAUAUGUACAUUUUUUAUUAACUGUUUUGUAAGAAUAGCUGGAGCCCUUGAACUAUAAUAUGUAUGUACUUGCACAAUCUUUAGUCACCAAUGACAUUGUGCCCAAACAACUAGUACUGUAUUACACACACCAGUGUCAUGCUGACAGAAACAUUGAUUUACUAAAUUAAAGCAGCAAACUUCCAUGUGAAAAGUACAUCAAGCCUAAAAAGUAUUGUUUCAAUAGAAAACUGUAAACAUGAAUUCUAACAAAAAGAGACCAAAAAAUGGUAAGAUCAAUUUAAUUAGUAUUCAUCUAUUUCAAAAACAUUUCAGGAUGUGUUUUCAAAUUCUUUACAUUUUGUGUGUGUGUAAAAAAACAAAAAAGACUACAAAAACAUUACAUAUCACUUCAAUUCAAACACAUUACUGUCUCACAUUAGUGUUUUACCUCCUAUUUUGAAUUCAAUUUUUCACAUCGCUACACAAUUUUUGGUCCACAAAAUUUCAUGUUAUAUCCAUGUUAUUCACAACGCUGCCCAACUUUUAUAGACCAUAUCAAUUUUCAGAUUACUGGUGACUUGUAAAUGGUACAGUGGUGUCAACCACAUCUGGGUUCAAAUACUAUUUGAAAUCUUUUAAAUACUGUAGCGUUUGCUUUAGUCUGUCUCGAAGAGUUUAAACCCAGAUGGUCUGGGUUUCAACUCUUCCAACUAAGCCAUUGGUUCCAUUGUUCCAGACAAGCUCAAGGAAGUAUUGAUUUCAAAUAGUAUUUGAACCCAGGUCUGGUACGACCUGAUCAUCCUUUAACUUGAAGUGACACUGUCCAAAGGACCCAAAAGGUUGAUAAUCAAGGCCAGGGGUUUGUCCACUGGCAAUACAUGCAUUGAAUAAACGUUGCCCAUCAAUAUAAGGCAAAUGAAUAAGAGAGAGAAACCGAAAACAACGACAUAAGGACAGAGUUGCUAAGAGUGAGCUCAGACAGCCCAAUUCUCUUCCAACCUAAUCUUGCUCAACCCAAAUCACAUUACACGGUACAUUGUGUCAGGAUUCUGAAUUGAAAAGCCAACCGUGUCCUAACUGUAGAGGACUGCUAAUUCUUAUGUAGGUGACAUUACUGCUAUUGCAUUGUUAUAACUGAGACAACACAUAGCAACGUAUUUUCACAGUAAAGCAUGUUGGGCCCCAUACAGGAUACUCCUAGCCACAGGUGCUGGCCGGGAGUUCGGCCAUAACUCCUCUGAAGAUAGGGACGCACACACAUUACACACUGACUCCUCUGAAGACAGGGACGACGCACAUACAAUACACACUAACUGCCGAGGACACACAGAUAAGACAUACACCCACACAUUGGGAGGAAGAGACACAGCCUUGACUUGCAGACACAAGCACACACACACAAUCUCCUUCCUAGCCAAACAUUGUGUGACUGAGAACAGCCCGACGAGACCCGGAGGAACGACGGACGGCUCAACAGGACCAAUCCAAGAAGACAACACCUCAACUGUGGCCAACCAAAAGACCGUGACUUCCAGACUCAACCUACUUUCUGUACUGUACAUAACAUGCUUGCAAUCUGUUAUCGGGGCUUCUUUCUGCUGGUUCCUUGUGAGCCAAAUGAAUGAGCCCGUAUACGUUGUACCAGAUAUCUUUACUCUGAAUAAACUGUCGCUUGUCACAUAAUUGA